Molecule: messenger RNA, 1485 nt
Organism: Jatropha curcas
Lineage: Eukaryota; Viridiplantae; Streptophyta; Magnoliopsida; Malpighiales; Euphorbiaceae
Cellular component (GO): plasma membrane
Molecular function (GO): protein binding
Source: RefSeq, a predicted model, not a curated record
UUCAACAACUAAUGCAUCUCAUCGUUUCAAAACUAAAAGAUGGAAACGACAUUAUCCAAUGCUAUAGCUUCUGGCGAUUUAACAGCAUUUCAAUCUUUAGUGUCCGAAGAUCCACUUGCACUGGAUCGCAUUUCCUUCAAUUCGGCCGAAAAUCCCCUUCACAUGUCCGCAUUGUCUGGACAGACCGAAAUCGCAAGAGAAAUCGUGAGCCGAAAGCCUAAAUUUGCCUGGGAGCUAAACCAGGAUGGUUUUAGCCCCUUGCACAUUGCCUCUGCAAAUGGGCGACUAGAAUUAGUACGACUACUUUUAAGGGUUGGAUACGAUUUGUGUCUUCUGAAGGGAAAAGACGGCAAUAUUCCACUUCAUUGCGCUGUCAUGAAAGGCAGAGCAGAUGUUGUCAAAGAAUUGAUUUUGGCGUGUCCAGAUUCCAUUAAACAAGUGACUGCUUAUGGUGAAACUGCACUUCACAUUGGUGUGAAGAGUAACCAGAUUCGAGUUUUUAAGGCAUUGAUGGAAGAGGUCAAGAAACUUGACAUGAUGGAGAUUGUAAAUUGGAAGGACAAGGACGGUAACACUUUAUUGCAUUUAGCUACUUUCAGAAAACAAGAUGAGAUCAUAGAGCUAUUAAUUGGGCAGGAAGCUACGGUGUUCGGGGUGGACCUAAACGCUAUUAACACAAAUGGAUUCACACCAAAAGAUGUAAUUGAUUUUAUCCUUCAAAUUGGAGCUCAAUACAGUGACAUUCGUAUUUUAGAGAUGUUUCAGCAAGCAAAAGCUAUGAAAGCCCAAGAAAUCACAAGAAGAUAUUCUAAUGCAAACGACGUGAACAGGGAGCCAAAGUUGCUAGCUGUUGCUACUCCUUCAUGGAACCUCUGGAAAGAAUUGAUGAAAGAGAUUGGAGAGUCAUCAAAUGAAACCCAAAAUGCAUUAAUGGUUGUGGCGGUUCUCAUAGCCACAGUGACCUACCAAGCAAUACUUAGCCCACCAAGUGGUUUUUAUUCAGCCGAGUCAAGAAGAUCACCGACAAUUAAUAACAUUCAGAGAAGAACUAUUUUGCCUGGAGAGGCCUUAAUGGCUACUGACCCUCAAGUUUUUGCUCUGUUCACUGUUUUUAAUGCAAUUGGGUUUUUCGCAUCGCUAGCAAUGAUUUCUCUUCUCACAAGUGGAUUCCCUCUCAGGGCAGGUUUGCGACUUGCAAUACUUUCAAUGACGGCUACUUAUGUGAUUGCAGUGGUUUAUAUGGCCCCAACUGAAAUGAAAACAGUUAAUAUAGUGGUAUGGUUAAUGGGUCUGCUUGUUGUCGGAGAGUUUGCUCGUUUUCUGAUAUGGUUAUUGAAAAAAUGUGGUGUCCUUCCUUUGAAGAAAUUUACAACAGCAUGUUUUGCUGUUAGAAAUCAGACCUAAAGCAGAAACUUGUAAUCUGAAAAAUUUCAUUGUGUAUGUUUCUUGUAACUUUAUCUUUUUAAAUGGAUGAUUGUUGUUAAA